AGUAGUGUAAUUGGAAUUUCAGAAUUGAAUAUAUUUCUGUUGAAUUAUCGAUAGACGGUUAUGAAUAAUAAUUUAUUUAACGAAUAUGUUUUAGUAUAGAUUGUCAAUGUGAAACAUGAAACAAUCCCGUUAAAGUUUAGUGAUAAUAUCGAUAAAUUUGUUUAACAUUCGCACCCCUAAUUGGAAACUGAAGUUCCAUGGUCUUCACGCGGACGGAUAAUCAUAUACUGAUUUAGUUUGUAAAUAAUUUAAAUUCUUUGUGUUUAUGAAAUAACCUAACAGUGGUUGGAAAUACUGAUUUUGUUAUAUAGAGGAAAAGAUGAAGGUUACGAAACAUAAGAAAGCUCGUAAAUAUAUGAGUUUUUAUAUGAACAAUUUCGGGUUCAGAGAACCCUUGCUAGUGAUAGUUGACGGAACAUUUGCCAAUGCUGCCUACAAAAUUAGACUACAAAUUGAAGAUCAGCUCAAAAAAUACUUCCAAUGCGAGCUAAAGUUAAUAGUAACAGCGUGUAUUAUUACGGAAACGGAAAGUAUAGGUGGACCGCUUGUGCCCGUUUGUCAGCUAUUGAAAAAGUUUCUGGUUCACAAAUGCGGCCAUGAAAAGCGACCGAUUUCUGGCAUGGCGUGCAUACGUGCCAUGACCAAAACCUGUAAUUACAUCGUCGCAACGCAGGACCGAGAUUUGCAGGAGUGGAUUCUUUCUCGAGCCGGUAUUCCUCUUUUCUAUCUGCACAAUAAUCAAGUUCCGACAUUGGUACAGCCAUCAGAUGCAAGUGUAAAAGCUGCUGCUAAGAAACUGCACAGUCGGGUACACGUUCGGGAGGUAGACGAGAAAACUUUGAUCAACUUGAAGCGGAAAGAGGGACUUGUAUCUGAAAGCCAAACGCAACCAAAACGAAGGAAAAAGGUGAAAAACCCAAAUCCACUGUCUUGUAAGAAGUCGAAGAAAAAGAAAAACGUUACAUCUUCCCAUGAAAUUCCGGGUGUUCAAAGUCAAUCAAUCGAAACAAGAAAACGAAAACGAAUAAAGCUUCCCAAACAUGUCAUAGAGCAGCACUUUAAAGCCGGGGGAGUAGAAGGUACAGUCUAGCAUUUUGUUGAUAUAAUUUUUUUGCAAAUAAAACACUAAAAUUGUGACUUCAAACGAGCUUGAAUUUUCAUUGAAAGCCUAGUAGGUAUGAUGGCACAUUAGUGGGUAUGUGAUAUAUAAUUUUCCAUUAUAAUGCAUUUUAACGUUAUUUCACCAAUAGUUUUGUAUUUCAUUUUAAUGAAUAUAGCUUUUGAUUGGAAGUUGUCUGAAA
Molecule: messenger RNA, 1301 nt
Organism: Wyeomyia smithii (pitcher-plant mosquito)
Lineage: Eukaryota; Metazoa; Arthropoda; Insecta; Diptera; Culicidae
Product: rRNA-processing protein UTP23 homolog
Exons: 2
Coding region: 320-1090 (256 amino acids)
Cellular component (GO): small-subunit processome; nucleolus
Molecular function (GO): small ribosomal subunit rRNA binding
Source: RefSeq, a predicted model, not a curated record